AUGGUGCAUGAACACUUUCUGGAAAAAGAAUCGCGCGAGUUUUGUGCAGAAUACGAAUUUUUGAAAAGAAACUCUGCUAGAGGAGCUCAUCGAAAUGUUUGUGAGAUGUUGAUGUCGACAAGAGUACCAGUGUCCAAAAGUAAGAAUUUUCUUUUCCAAUCGAUAAUCGAUUUUCUAAACAUUUCAGAGAUCAAGACGACAACUGCAGUGUUGAGGAAACGGCGAGAAGACUUCACAGAAUCUACUGACACUGAUUCUGAUUCUGAGACACCGGAUGAAUGGUACAACGAUCAUGAAGAAAAGUUGAACGUUGAUUAUUCCAUUGAUCAAUUGGAAACUGUUUUUGAGAAGUGUUACCGUGAUGAGUUUUUGAGAAGGAAUAAUAAAUCAGUGGAUAACGAGAAGCUGAUUGAAGAAGCUGGUGUAAUGGAAAGAUUGAUUCUCCGAGAUGCAAGUGCAAGGUAUUGGAGACUUUUGGAAUAUGAAUAUGUUCUCAAAUACUUUUCGAUGAAGGUUCUAAGGGUCACAAGAGCCAAUGAAAAAGUCAAGACCUUUUUUCUGGAAUUCGGCACAGGAAUUUCUUAUAAUUGGGAAUAUUGGAGAUGUCAAGAAGACGGGAGGACAAUGAUUUGGAAAGGAUACCAUGCGAAUUUCUAUUCCUGUCGGAGGUUCCAACAAUGGGCGUCACAUCAUAUACAUUACUGUUUUCAACGUGUAGGUUUUCAAAGAUUAAUAUUCGAAACCGAAGAACGGAAUCAAUGGGAUCCAGAAAUCGAUCCUUUCUGUAAUUUUUAUAAGCAACUAGCCAAUCGAUUGCAAAAAGCGGCAAAAUUUUCGUUACCUACUCAUGUUCGAAGUUUCGAGAUUGAAUUGAAUUGGUUUGAAGAUUCCGAUGAGCAUAACAGAAUACAAACAUGGCAGUUGUUGGAACACUUACAUCCUGGAACUCUGAAAUUUAUCAAAUUCCGAAAAUGGAUGGAUACUAUGGAGCAUGGAAGGGGGGCAAUUUUAACAAUGAGCGGAUGGGAAGAAAUAAUUGGAUCAACUCAAUGGAAAGCAGUAGAGGAAUUGGACAUUUUGGAUGAAAAUAUAAAUAUGGAAGUGAAGGAUUACAUCAAUUUCAAUGUGGUUAAACUGCAUUUGCAAGCUGAGAGAAUUGUCAUCUUUUCUGAACAGGUAAAGAAUCAUAUCAAAAAAUCAAGGAUCACAUUCAACGUAAACGAAGAAUUCGAUUUCCACAAAGCUGCACAAAUUCUGAGAGCACCAUUCAUAGAGAUUAUCCCUUCGAAAUUCCUUCUGGACCACGGAAAAGAUGUCUACAUGCAACUAUUCGAAAAUGAGUCAACAAUCGUUCUCACAAUAGAACGCAGAAGAGUUGGCGCCUUUGUCAAUGGGGUUACGAGACUAGCUGGACAUGUAUCAAAUUGGUUUCAUUGA
This is a messenger RNA of Caenorhabditis briggsae, 1437 nucleotides long. Lineage: Eukaryota; Metazoa; Nematoda; Chromadorea; Rhabditida; Rhabditidae. The record is from RefSeq and is a predicted model, not a curated record. Bases 1 to 1437 code for a protein of 478 amino acids. The transcript is spliced from 3 exons.